Saprolegnia parasitica CBS 223.65 is the source of this 453-nucleotide messenger RNA. RefSeq lists its product as hypothetical. The record is from RefSeq and is a predicted model, not a curated record. Bases 1 to 453 code for a protein of 150 amino acids. The transcript has 2 exons. NCBI's taxonomy places the organism in Eukaryota, Oomycota, Saprolegniomycetes, Saprolegniales, Saprolegniaceae.
AUGCUCACGUCGACAUUCGGGUUGCUCAAGGGCGGCAAGCCAUCGCCGUACCUCGAGUCGUACUGGAACCGCAUCCAGCUCCCCACUUUCUUCCUUAUCCUCAUCUACGUCGUCUGCGAGUUUACGGCAGCCUUCUCGGCCACCAUGCGCGUCUACGCUGGCAUUCCCGCGCUUUUUUUGGUCUGGGUCAUGAGCGUCUCGUACCUUGAGGUCAUCCCCGCCGUCGGGUACCUCCUCCCGAUGAUGCGCCGCAUGCUUACCGACUGCGCGUACACGAGUGCGCCUAACCUCCUCUUCAAGAGCCAAGGUGGGAAUCUCAAGCCGUUCGAGCCCGACCCAAAGUUUCUGGACAGCGCUAACAAUGCGACCAACGCAACGCUCGAGCUCCUUGCGAUUAUUCCCAAGAAUAAGGACAAGACCCGCUUGUUCCAAGGCUACGAAACCGUGCCCUGA